AUCACUCUUGAACUGUAUGCGUGUGCAGUGCAGUGAUCCUCUCUUAGUUGUGAGUUUUCAUGGCGAAGAAAUCGCAGAAAAGCCUCAAGAACACUACCUCCACCACCACUGCCAAGAGGACACGCAAAAGCGUCCCAAGAGACUCACCUCCACAACGAAGCUCAAUCUAUAGGGGUGUCACAAGGCAUCGUUGGACUGGUCGAUAUGAGGCUCAUUUAUGGGAUAAGAAUUGCUGGAAUGAAUCACAGAGCAAAAAGGGAAGACAAGUAUAUCUAGGGGCAUAUGAUGAUGAAGAAGCUGCAGCACGUGCCUAUGACUUGGCAGCAUUGAAGUACUGGGGCCAAGAUACCAUUCUCAAUUUUCCAUUGUCGAAUUAUGAGGAGAAGCUCAAGGAGAUGGAGGGCCAGUCAAAGGAAGAAUAUAUUGGGUCCUUGAGAAGAAAAAGUAGUGGGUUCUCUCGGGGAGUUUCAAAAUACAGAGGCGUAGCAAGACACCACCAUAACGGAAGAUGGGAAGCCCGAAUUGGCAGGGUCUUCGGCAACAAAUAUCUAUACCUCGGAACUUAUGCUACACAAGAAGAGGCAGCUGCAGCAUAUGAUAAGGCAGCUAUAGAGUACAGAGGACUUAACGCCGUUACAAACUUUGACCUUAGCCGUUAUGCCAAUUGGAUACGUCCCAACACUGAAGAAAAUCAUCAAAAUCCCAGCAAUGAAAAUCUAAACACAAAUCCUGAACUUGAACUAGGGUUUGUGUCGCAUGAUCUUGGUUCAUCCAGCGAUGAGACAAGAGAAGAGGGUUCUAGUGGUGCUACCACAACAUCUUCUGCACUUGGGAUACUCCUACAAUCAUCCAAAUUCAAAGAAAUGAUAGAAAAGAAUUCUUCAAGUACUACAGAUUACCCUCCACCACCUGCAGAAUCAAAUCCUUCAAGACGCACUUUCCCUGAAGACAUUCAAACAAUUUUUGAAAGUGAAGAUUCAGGUAUCUACAAUGAAACUGAUGACAUCAUUUUUGGUGAUUUGGGUUCCUUUGGUGCACCUAUUUUUCAUUACGAGCUCGAUGCUUAGAAGGAAGCAGACUUCUAUUAAUACCUUAGUUUUCAAAACCAAAAUGAUAAAGAAAUUAGGGGGUAUGAGUAAACAUUUUAGAGAUCCGGUGGAAGAUUCUUUAAAGGGUAACACAGAGGGAGGGGGUAAUAAAUUUGAUAAUUUUAUUGGUUAAUUAUCGUACCAAUUGUUUCUCACUAUUUUGAUACAACAGUUUCAUUUUAACAAUUUAGUUUUGUUAUGUCUGUCUCCAUGGAAGUGUGUAUAUAUAUGUGACUAUGUUUAGUUAUUCUAAGAAAUGAUAAUAGUUAACAAGUAUAAAUUAUUGAAUCA
Molecule: messenger RNA, 1379 nt
Organism: Cajanus cajan (pigeon pea)
Lineage: Eukaryota; Viridiplantae; Streptophyta; Magnoliopsida; Fabales; Fabaceae
Gene: ADAP
Product: ARIA-interacting double AP2 domain protein
Biological process (GO): regulation of DNA-templated transcription
Molecular function (GO): DNA binding; DNA-binding transcription factor activity
Source: RefSeq, a predicted model, not a curated record